Molecule: messenger RNA, 576 nt
Organism: Durotheca rogersii
Lineage: Eukaryota; Fungi; Ascomycota; Sordariomycetes; Xylariales; Xylariaceae
Exons: 1
Coding region: 63-305 (80 amino acids)
Source: RefSeq, a predicted model, not a curated record
UGUCGUUGACGGCAAGUAGUAGUAAUUCCGUGCAAAGAAUAGGUAGCGCUGGAUCACCCUGGAUGCGCACAUUUCCCACCAUAACUGCGAGUUGUCUUGCAGUGCCUGGAGUCGUAGCCGGACCAUACCCACGCGCGAUGAAGAUACCCGAGGCAGGGUGUUGGCAUGGCUUUAUAUGGUGUUAUAUCCACGAGCCAGGAACCGCUUCAAGUGAAAUAAAUACUAGUCUCUUCAUCGUCGUCUCUUUCGGACUCAUCAACGCUACCAGCUCGAACCCCACCAUCCACUCGAUUCGUUGCCCAUAAUAUCGCCAUAUAUUCUACGGCUACCAUCACAAUUCCACGGCAUACGUCUUAUAUCCCAGCAGCUACCGGUCCAUGUCCCCCAAAUCUGACGCCGCGAAACCCAGCAACCUCUAGACUAAAAGCACCCAGCAUGGCCUCAGCCUCAGCCUCCGCAACCCCGGAUCCGCGCCCCACCAACAACGCCGCCGACCCCGCCGCCGACGGCGACGAGUCGUGGCGCUUCGCGCCGCCGUACCUCGCGCUCGACGCGCCCUCCACGCCGCCCUUCACC